This is a messenger RNA of Coturnix japonica (Japanese quail), 1082 nucleotides long. Lineage: Eukaryota; Metazoa; Chordata; Aves; Galliformes; Phasianidae. The record is from RefSeq and is a predicted model, not a curated record.
UCUCCUUCCUCCUCCUCCUCCUCCUCCUCGCGGCUCUGCCUUCCCCACCUCCCGCCGCUCAGUCCUUACCGUGCUCAGCCCGGGCGCUGCCGAACUCCGUGUGGCACCGGGCAGCAGCACAGACCCUGCAGCCAUGGACCCCAAGGACCGCAAGAAGAUCCAGUUCUCGGUGCCGGCCCCCCCCAGCCAGCUGGACCCCCGCGCCGUGGAGAUGAUCCGCCGGCGGAGGCCCACACCUGCCAUGCUGUUCCAGCUCUCCGAGCACUCAUCCCCAGAUGGAGAGGACGAGUCCCUGCCCUACCAGCGAUCCGGUGAGGGCUGCCUGCUGAAACCAAAGAGGACCAAUCCGUGUGCCUACACACCGCCCUCGCUCAAAGCGGUGCAGCGCAUCGUGCAGUCCCACCUGGAGAGUGGCAUGGGUGCGGGGGACAGCUCUGAUGGAGAACCUGAUGAUGGGGACCCCGAGCUGGCCCGUGCCUGCGACCCAGACAGCGCCCUCGAGUCUGCCCUGGGGAGCCAGACCAGAGCCGAGAGGAGCGUCUUCCCUGCCACCAAGGCACACAAGAGGAAAGGGGGGCAGAAAGUUUCCUUUGCGGGCGGCAUCUCUGAGCGCAGCGAGGACCUGAAGGCGCUGACUGUGUCUGACAUCCCCGAAGACCCCGAGGAUCCCGAAGGGGGCGAAGGUGACGAGGAGGAGCCGGAUGACGGCAGCGAGCACAGCGAGGAGCGGCGGCACGUUGGUCUGGCUGGGACGGAGCGCCGCCGUUCCCCGGUCCCAUUGGGCACCAGCUAGCCGGGCCUGCCCCCCUAUGGCCCCCUAUGGCCCCCUAUAGCCCCCUAUGGCCCCUAUAGCCCCCUAUGGCCCCCUAUGGCCCGGCCCACAUCGCUUCGCCCCCCGGCCCAGCUCGGAGCCGGAGCUUCGCGUGUGUCCCCGCAUGGAUCGCGGCCUGGUCGGUGGGACCGAGGCCUCGCCCCGUUCCCAUAUCACUGGGGCUGGCGAUGAGGCUGCGGUCCUACAACCGGGGCCUGCCCCGCGCCCCCCCCGCAUGGCAGCAAUGGCCGCAAUAAACAACUGUACAGAG